Molecule: messenger RNA, 1167 nt
Organism: Fonsecaea multimorphosa CBS 102226
Lineage: Eukaryota; Fungi; Ascomycota; Eurotiomycetes; Chaetothyriales; Herpotrichiellaceae
Product: GTP-binding protein 1
Exons: 3
Coding region: 1-1167 (388 amino acids)
Biological process (GO): cytoplasmic translation
Cellular component (GO): cytoplasm
Molecular function (GO): GTPase activity; GTP binding
Source: RefSeq, a predicted model, not a curated record
AUGAAUCUCAGAGUAUCACCUUGGUUUAUUGAAAGGGUAGGUCUCGUGUUCUUGAUUCUUGAAGACGAAGCACCCACCAAAAGGAAGACGGAACAAAAGAAAGACAAGAUUGUGAAGACGAAGAGUAGCACCUGUGCACGUGCUUUCACCAAACUCGCUCGACUGCGAGCACAACUCCUCGAGCCAGGACCCGGUGCCGGCUCCGGCGGCGGUACAGGUUUCGAUGUCUCCAAAUCCGGCGAUGCUCGAAUAGCCCUGGUCGGCUUCCCGUCCGUGGGUAAAUCGACGUUUCUAUCCAAGAUCACCAAGACCAAGUCCGAGGUGGCGGCAUACUCCUUCACCACACUUACCGCCAUCCCCGGCGUGCUCGAGUAUGGGGGUGCGGAGAUCCAGAUUCUGGAUUUGCCUGGUAUCAUCGAAGGUGCCUCGGAGGGGAAAGGAAGAGGACGACAGGUCAUCAGUGCGGCAAAGACAUCCGACCUAAUCCUAAUGGUUCUGGACGCGACAAAGCGCGCCGAACAGCGCGCCUUGCUCGAAGCCGAGCUCGAAGCCGUCGGGAUCCGCCUCAACCGCGACCCACCCAACAUCUACCUCAAGGCCAAAAAGGCCGGGGGCAUGAAAAUCACCUUCCAAUCGCCCCCCAAAUACCUGGACGAAAAGAUGCUGUACAACAUCCUACGUGACUACAAGCUCCUGAACUGCGAAGUACUCGUGCGCGACGAAAACGCCACCGUGGACGAUUUCAUUGAUGUGAUCAUGAAGGACCACCGCAAGUACAUCCGCUGUCUGUACGUAUACAACAAGAUCGACAGCGUCACGGUCGAGUAUCUGGACGAGUUGGCCCGCGAGCCGCACACGGUCGUCAUGUCGUGCGAACUGGACCUGGGCGUGCAGGACGUGGUGGAAAGGUGUUGGCAGGAGUUGCGCCUCAUGCGCAUCUACACGAAGCGACAGGCCGUGGAUCCGGACUUUGGGGAGGCGCUGAUUGUGAGGAGUGGUAGUACGAUCGAGGAUGUCUGUGACCAGAUCCAUCGCACGCUGAAGGAGACGUUCAAGUAUGCGCUCGUCUGGGGCGCCUCGGCGAAACAUAUCCCGCAGAGAGUCGGGCUGGGGCAUGUGGUUGCGGAUGAGGAUGUGGUGCAGGUGGUGAGUGCGUGGAAAGCCUGA